Venturia canescens is the source of this 866-nucleotide messenger RNA. RefSeq lists its product as uncharacterized. NCBI's taxonomy places the organism in Eukaryota, Metazoa, Arthropoda, Insecta, Hymenoptera, Ichneumonidae. The record is from RefSeq and is a predicted model, not a curated record. The transcript has 8 exons. The coding region runs from base 24 to 821 and encodes 265 amino acids.
AUUUUCUUCAUGACGAAUAAUCCAUGUUUUACAUUUCAGCAACGAAGACAAAAGGAGCAGCGACAAAGCGGGGCGGAAAAAAAACAAUGAUUACAAUCAACGAAAAAAUGAAAAACGGAGAAGAGCCAUUAACAUUUGCACAAGUUGUCGGUAACGAAGAAGGCACCACCGUGGAAAACAGAACUGGAGCAGCGCAGUUAGGAGAAUUGCAACAGCGACAAGCGCAGGUUGUUGCUGUCGGAGGAAAUAUCACAAUGGGCGAUGGGACUGAAGCGGGCCAGUUUGAACUAUCGCAACAAGUACAGAUCGGUGCUGUUAAAACAAUAACCCCGACAGAGCAUGAAAUCGAAGCGGAGCUGUUCCAGCAAUGGAAACUACAACGGAGCCAGAUCCAAGCUCUUGAAAAAAGAACCCCGAUAUUACAGCACCAAAAUGAAGUGCCGCUGUUCCAGCAAUGGCCACAACAAAGCCAGAUCCCAGCUGUUGAAAAAAGAACCCCGGUACAGCAUCAAUAUGAAGCAGCGCCGCUGUUCCAGCAAGGGCCACAGGGCCAGCCGAACGGGUCAUCGCUUCGAUCCAAACUGGCGGUAUUAGAGGGGUCAAUCACCGCUCUACAACAGGCUCUAAAUGAAGAAAUACGAAAAAGAAAAAAAAUUGAGGACGACGUUUUAAGUCUCCAACUGGAAUCGAAGAAACGUCAUCUCACCGGGUAUCAUCGGCGUCUCGGAGAAAAGAUCGCAAAAGUUGAGAAGGAGAAAAAUCGUUUGGGAGCCAGUUACCUGAAUGAACACAAUGGGAACAACACACCCGGCGCAGUGUAAUUCAUCCACUAAUUCUAAAUAGAUUUAUUGAUUUCUUCCUGUUUU